CAUAUGUGCGUGUGGAAUCUUUACCUUAUGUAUGUAUGUAGGUUUGUUUGUUUUAUUCAUUCUGCCAUGGUUAUGCAGUGUGUAUUGGAGGUGGUGACCCUUUGAGAGCUGUAUGCAACAGAAUUUCAUUUUAAUGUAUGCUGAUUAGUGUACUUUCAAAGUGACAAAGCUAUUCUAUUCCAUUCCAUUCCAUUCGCGUUGGGCUAAAAUGUGGCUUAUUCAUUUCUAUGUCUGCGCAUUGUGCGAACCCAACCAUUCUGGUGAACUAAAUUUGUUAUGUGAGUCCAGCCAGUCCUGAUUAUGUGCCAUAAAGUUGGUGUUGACGCUUAGCAACUACAGGUAGUCCUUGACUUACAACAAUUCAUUUAGUGACCAUUCAAAGUUACAACGGCACUGAAAAAAGAGGUAGUAUCCUAAAUAUGGCCAUUGUUAUAUUUAUAUAAUGAAAGUCUUUUAUAAUUGAUCCUAGAGACCAAUGUUAUGCUGAAUGCAAUUCAUGGGGAAGCGCAUUGAAAGGACUGAGAAUGUUUUUUUUUUCUUUCCGGAAUAGUUAACUGGAAUAUAUAUGACCUUCACUACAAGAAUGAAACUAUGGUUUUCAAACUAUAAUGGGGAGGCUUGUAUAUUAUGCUAAAUCAAAAGAAAAAAAAUACCCACGUUGUUCCUUCCUCUUAAAUAGUUGGCUAAGUUGUGGAUUUAAACCACAGCUAGGAUCAUAAAUCAUGCUAAGUCAAAGCUAAACAUGUUUGUUUGUUUGUUUGUUUAUAAAUAAAAUGUACAGGUCGCCCAUCACACCUCAUGUUAAUUACUUAUCAUUACUCAUUAUACUUAAUAUAUGUGAACAGGGAUACUUCAUAUUAUGUCAUCUUUGAAUAUUACAGAUCAAAUUACAAAUGUGCAGUUUAGUUUUUAGUCUGUUGCAAAUCACUUUCUAGAUAAAAAUGAAUUAAGAAAUUCUAUAAGCUUAUAUUUUGUGCAUGUGUAUUUUUUGAAACACAACCACUACUAAUCCUUGUAUUUAAAUGUGUAUAUGAAAUAACUAUGUAGAAUGACUUCUAAAGAACCUUACUCAACUCUUCUCCAUGCCAUUCAGCCAGCAGUUCUUGAAGGUCAGCUGCAAAAAUGGAUAAAAACCAAUUACAGGAACCCAACUCCAUCUGCGCCAGUAUCCUUCCUGAAGAUGUAGUUGUUAUAAAGGAUUCAGAUAAAGAUGCUACUGAAGACAGAGAUACUUCUGCAACUGUUCUUCCCAAAGAUUCCUGCUUACCUGUAGCUUCAAAACAUCUGUUUGGCUCAAAAAGCAAACGGAAACCUUAUUUUGAACUGCCACCAGCAUAUGUGCUUCCUUACCUGGUUUUAAUCAAGAAUUGUCUUGAUUUGCCAUUUCCCACCAUCAAGAAACAAUGUCUCAGAGGAGAAAUACUGUGCAAGAUAGACUCUUUAACGCUGAGGCGCAAAAAGAAGAAGCAGCCUACUUCACUUGAGCCAGAAAAAGUACCAACACUUCAAGAAACUAAAUAUGUAACUUUUGAAGGCCUGGAGGACCUACAGUGGAAAUUAUUCAAAGGUCUGCUAAAACGAAAGCCAAAAACAACGGGAAUUUGGAGGGAAGCAAAAUACACAAAGAAACCUGUUACAACUGUUAUUUAUCAAGGAAAGGAACACAUCAUUCCCCUAUUACCUAAAGAUUGGAUAAUUGAUGAGUCCCUCAAGUUUUCCAAGGAAAAGAUUUUUUCCUUCUUUUUAGAAAAUGUGUCACACCUGUAAAUAUGUAGCAGUCCCUGAAGUUUGGAAAGAAUCUAUGUAAACAAGCAAUAAACAACAUCUUGUGCUGGACAUACAGUGUGAUGCCAUUAAGUAAUUUGCUUAUUGUAACAUAAAAUAGGGCUAUUUUGGUUUCCAGCAAGCCAAUUCUUUUUUUUUCUUUUCUUUUUGCUACAGUAGCCUUUUAUGUUAUUCUGUGCCAAUUUAUAAACUCUCAUGAUUUGGUGUUCUCCAGGUGGAUCUCAUAUGAAAUUCAGGAGUUGCAGCCCCAUCUCUCACCCCCACUAGGUAGACCAGACCAGGAAAUUAAUUCCACAGGAAACUGUUUUUUAAUUGAAAUUGACUUUAAAAAAAGAACUUCGUAUGAUCAUACUAUUCCUCCCCUCCUCUUUAUAGUUCGGUGAAUUAGAGAGGUAUCUCAGCUGUUUUCAGACAUAAUCUGGAUGUUCUGGAUUUAAAUAAUACUUUAGCUUCAUUUAUCUAAGCAAUAGCACAUAUAUUUCCAUCAAGGUCACUCUAUCCCACCAGAGCUUAAAUUUUUUUUGCUUUACUCUACUGGAGAAUACUGAUAUAUUAUCUUGCUGCUUGAUUGCAAUUUCAGUAUUGAUCUCAUUUUACUGAUACUGAUAGAAUUAAAGGCUACUCUGCUGAAUGCUGUGCAAAUGCCUUUACAUCCUUUUGUUUGGCAGAUCUAAAAAAAAACUUGUUGGAAGAACUAGCGAAGCCAGGCUCUUAGAAUUCAAUAUAAAACCAUAUUUCUGGCUAUGUAUAUGAUCUAUGACAUUUUUAGAUCAGAUUAGCAACAAACCCUAUAUAUAUAUAUAUAUUGAUAAGUAGUCUACUAUAGUCCUGUAAAUAUAUAUGUAUACAACAUGACCAAUAAAUACAAGUGCUUAAUGGUAGUAUGCUGAGACUAUUCACAGGUCUGCGACUAGAAAGCUCUUUGAUUAUUUUCAUCUAAUU
Thamnophis elegans (Western terrestrial garter snake) is the source of this 2727-nucleotide messenger RNA. RefSeq lists its product as uncharacterized. The transcript is spliced from 2 exons. Lineage: Eukaryota; Metazoa; Chordata; Lepidosauria; Squamata; Natricidae. Bases 1123 to 1767 code for a protein of 214 amino acids. The record is from RefSeq and is a predicted model, not a curated record.